Molecule: messenger RNA, 4228 nt
Organism: Chara braunii
Lineage: Eukaryota; Viridiplantae; Streptophyta; Charophyceae; Charales; Characeae
Source: the annotation of a GenBank genome assembly
UUCUUUUUUUUUUUUUUUUUUCUCAGUUGAUGGGGUUGGGCGGGAAAGUUUCUCAUUGAGUCCACAAAAAAAGAAAAAAAAAAAAAAAAAAGGCCGUUGGCCGUGGGGCCUCGGGUGUCGAUCAGGGACACACUCGUUCACGGGCUCUUCUUCUGAAGAGCCAAUCAAAUCAACGCAUCUGGAUCGUCCGUUCUGUGUGUGCAGCAAUCAUCCUUCCUGGAACCUUCCUGGAACUUCCUGGAAACUUCCUGGAAACUUCCUGGAAACUUCCUGGAAGAUGACGAGAAUUCGUGAGCAUCGAUGUCAUCGCCCUCCUCCGUGCGGUCGGGAUGUCUAUGCAGUCGGCAGGCUCAUCAGACUUCGGCUGAUCGUUUUGGCGGGACUGGCUUUUAUGAUCGCACCGCCGCCACGUGGAGAGUGUUCCUCUGGGUCGCUGGGAGCCGUUGAUUUGCCAGGCUUUCCUGAUUUGGAAAGAGGUACUGCGGCGGGAGCAGUGCAUCCGCCGACGGAUAAGGUGGAGGUAGCCCGUCGAUUAAUCGGCGGGGACGGUGACAGAUUACCUCUCGCCCCAUCGGACGACUGCGAUCCACUCUCUCGUUCCAGCUGUCAUAGAGAGAGUGUGAAAGAGCGCGAGGAACAUAAGGUGGGAGGAAGGAGGUUCUUGAGGCCCGUGGUGUCGAGGAAGGACGGCGGCGGCCUCAGGAAAGAUGAUGGUGUUGGUGGUCGUGAUGACGACGAUAGACACAGCCAUGGUUUGGAGAAGGAUGAGGAGGAGGAGGAGGAGGAGGGAGAAGAGAGAUGGCGGCAGAGGAAUUUGAUCGUCGAUGGGGGAAGAUCCCGCGGGGGGAAUGCAGCAGCAGGAGGAGGAGGAGGAGGAGGAGGAGGAGGAAGAGGAGGUCGAGGUGGACGGAGAGCAGAGAGAGGAGAGGGAAAAGAUGCAAUGCGCACGUCGAAACGGCGGCGAGCCUUGGGCACUGGUCCAGAGCCAUUCAGCAGCAGCAGCACGAAUGCAACUACAAGGAAUGUUCCUCUGGAAAGGGUAGUGGGUGGGGCGGCGGCAUCAGCAACAGAUUUUCCAUACCAGGUUGCCAUUUUGCUAGAAAAGGGUGUCCAAUUUCAGUGCGGUGGAGCGAUCAUCGACCCGUUUUACGUCAUUACCGCAGCUGCAACCGGGGGGCAGCAACAAGAAAACGGCAGCGGGGGAGGACGGAUAUCAGGGAAAGAGAACAGUGGCGGCGCAGCAAUAGCCGCCGCCGCCGCCGCCGCCGGCCCCAACGCUACUGCCUCGAUGCCCUCUACUACCCAAGAGGCGGCGGCGGCAGUGGCUGCGGCGGCGAGCAACAAGAUUCCUCCGACUGCCCAAGCGGCCGUCGUCGGGGGAAUGCCCAUCAGCGCGGCGGCGAGCAACAAGAUUCCACCAACUGCCCAAGUGGCCGUCGUCGGGGGAAUGCCCAUCAGCGCGGCGGCGGAAACGGCGGCGGCUCCAGCCGCGGCUUCGCCUGGUGUGAAAUGGAACGCGGAAAGCGGUUCAGCAGCAGGCGUCAAAUCUGAUCCAUCAGCCGUCAGAUCUGAUCCAUCAGCCGUCCGAUCUGAUCCAUCAGCUGUCAGAUCUGAUCCAUCAGCUGUCAGAUCUGAACAGCCAGGACGGCCGAAGAGUGGCGAGGCGCGCGCGCCCAGUCGCGGCCGCAAAUCUGGUAAGAAAGCUAGCCGUAGCCGCAGCAAAAGCCGCAGCAAGAGCCGCGGCCGCAAAUCUGGCAAGAAAGCUGGCCGCAGCAAAAGCCGCAGCAAAAGCCGCGGCCGAGGAGAUACACGGGGGACGGCAGGAAGAGGAGGAAAACAGCAGCAGCAGGGAAGUGGGGAUAAGAAGAAGAAGAAGAGGAAGUCGAAGAAGCAGAGAGAGGCGGAGAGGAAAGCAGAGCAGGAGCGGCUUGCGGAGGAAGCCCGUCGAGCAGAGGAGGCGAGAAUCUUGAGAGAAGAGGAGGAUGAGAGGAGAAGGGUGUUAGAGGAAGAGCUCGCUCAGCAGGCGGAAGCGGCCAGACUUGUUGCUGAGGCCGAGAGGCUAGCCAAGGAGAGAGAGGAGGUAAAGCCUCUCUUGCGCCGAAGGGAGGACGAGAUCCUUCACGAAUUGACGAUCGCUAGGGAGAAGAGGGAUUGGGAGCACUACUUAGCUUGCGACCCGAUCCCUGAGCCGUCUAUCGAGCCCGAACUGACGACGUACAUCUCGGAAGUAAGACGGAGCGACGUCUUGGACCUGAAAAGCACCAUGGACCUGGUCCAACAGGUGUACCAGGUGCGGAUCUUGACCCAAAAUAUUCUCCUGGACGCAGAAGCGAAGGAAGACCAUCGUCUCAUCAAGAAGUACGCCGAGUACACGACAGAGCUGAAGAACCUGAUCGACUACCGCAUCGACAAGGCCUGCGCCAACCUUCUCCUUGAGGCCGAAGAGAUUUAUCACACCUCUGGCGAGAAUAUUUUUACCGCCUCCACUCCCAACUUGAGGAUCGGAUUGUGGAUUAACCAUGCAAAGAAUCCCAGGCUGAAGACCAUCGAGUUUCCCGCCAUCGGUGCCGCGUUAGAGAUCCCCAAAUCGCUCGCUCUGGCCAACGUGGCAAUUCGAGUCCAGCAGCAGGACAUCGAUCAUCUAGUUCAUUCCAGCGACAAGGACGCAUCCAUGCCAAUCGGAGGGCUCAUCACAACGGACGUGCUAGCCGUGCCGCCAGCACCCAAGGUAAUCAAAGGAUGGAAGAUACGCCAAAUCACCCCCAUGAACACCUCCGUGGUCAAGCUGCCUUAUCCAAUUCCUCCCGCGGGCGCCGACGAGGCAACCGUCGCGUCGCUGCAGGCGCCCAAGAUGGGAUUCCGAGUGCAGCUGCCGCCUCGCGUCGUCGUGCCUGGCAAGCGCCCCGGCGUGGCAAGCUGGGAUCCCGACGAGUGUAAAUGGAAAACGGAACCUAUCAGCGACAUCACCUACGACGAGUCAUCCCGAACUUUGCACUUCCAAUCCAUCAAGAUCAAGACGUUGGCUAUGGUCCAGCCACGUGUCCGGUUCAUACCUUACUCCUACUGGGCCAUUCGUCCGACGUCGGAGUCGACGGCCAUCAUGGUCCUCCACGCCGGCGUGCCCAAAGUGGCGGAAGUGAAGAUCGAGAUCGGGACGGGAUGGUGCAAGCUCAUCAACCCGGUUUAUCCAGAAUGCAAAGAACUCGUCGGGAUCCCGUUCAGCCCAAGGGUUUUGCUGAAAAGACUGUCGGAGAGCGGGGUCCACCUCAUGCCGAAGGACGAAGACAUGCAGUUUGUGACCAAGGACUUGCGGGUGAAAGACGCGGAGAUUGAGAAGUACACCUGCCGAGACAUGGCAUUACUAGCUCCGUCGUUCACCAUCGGACACACACGCUGGAACAGACGAGCGGACGACGACACGUGUCUCAUCCGCGUGUUGGAGAUACCGGAGUACAAGUUCCCGCGCAACAUCGACAAGAGCAAGCUGUCCAAAACCAUCAUGUACAAACUCAAGGGCAACAUCAUGAUCGAUAUCAAUGAGAAGUCCUCCGCGUUCCGACAGGACCCCCUUGGGGAGUAUCACGCAAGCCUCAUGGUCACAAUCAAAGACCACUGCAACGAGGAGAGCAUGGAUAAAAUCAAGCGAGGCUCGGCCCAAUUCACCGACUGCGUCAAGCAACUCGCUUAUGCCCUUCGCUUGCUCAGCUUCGGAUACACAGACCCGCAGGUCACAGAAGGACAGUACAGAAUGAUCUACGUCUAGCCGUUUGUGCUCAGCUUUCCACACACACACACACACACACACACACAGAGGAGCUAAAGCACACACCACUCGCCAACCGCCAACAUUUCGAAUGUGCACCUUCGACCAGCCGUUCGUCCGGAUACAUUCAAAAUGUUGGCGUUGGGCGAGUGGCGCGCAGCGAGCCCCACACACACGCAGGUGACAGAAGGACACAAGAGUAGACACGCGAGUAUACAAUGUCGCACGUCUACCGGCGACGUGUGGUGCUGCGAUGCUGCUCCACACAACCCCGCCCCGACGUGUCCGCUCAACACGCGGCGAUAUGCUGCGUGACCACCAUGCACGUCACCCCGCCCACACUUGUCUGUUCGACAUUCUUCAAUGCUGCUGCGAUGGCCCGACGCUUUGUCUGGUUUCAUUUUCGGCAGCCUCGCCACAGUCGAAAGAAGUUGAGCCACAGUCAAAUCAAGUCAUUCGAGAUCG